Porites evermanni is the source of this 4968-nucleotide messenger RNA. Lineage: Eukaryota; Metazoa; Cnidaria; Anthozoa; Scleractinia; Poritidae. The record is from the annotation of a GenBank genome assembly.
AUGUCUGAAAUUUUAGAAAAUUUCGAGGCGAAAGCCAAGUUUCAAGGCGAAAGCGAAGCCGAAUUGAUACGAAACAAACUGGAAACACUCAUCAGCAACAUCUUGGCAGAUGUAGGAAAACGUGAUCCAAGAUUUCAGAACACUUUGGUCAAAAGCGGAAGUGUCUACGAAGAAACGAAAGUUUGCCAGCCGAAUGAAUUCGACUUCAUGGUAAAGAUAACCCCUCUUACAGACAAACCAUUAAUCAAGCAGAGCUCCUGUGCGAAGACUGACGGCUACGUGAAGCUAUUUCUCGAGGAAGAUCACUGGAAAGACUUCAGAGAUAGAAAAGGUUGCUUCAGUCCAUACUUGCUUUCCCGACACUUUAAAAAACUCAUCAUGGAAUCAAUAGAUAACGUGGAAACUCCUGAAGGCUUGAGCAUCUACAGAGCUCCCCAGGACGAGUCGGAGGGACGUUUGUGGCUCCUUUAUCGUGGAAUACUAUGUGACAAUGGCAAGGAAAAUUCAUCUGGUGUCACAUACUCCGAAACGCAUGGGCCAUCGACGACGCUUGAUAUUCACUGGAAAGGGGGUACAACUUAUAACAACUUGAAAGUGAAUGUCGACUUGACACCAGCUCUGGACUUCCCCAUAUCCAAACUUCCCGUUCAGCUCUUAACUGAUCUACGCCCCGAAGUGCAGCAAAAGAUACAAGGGAUUCUCCAGAAGACUGGAUUCCAUGUUGUUCCUGCUGGGUUUGACGAGUGGCGCAUCUCGUUUUCUGUGGCCGAGAAAGAAAUUCUGGCCACUUCUCCUGACGGUUUCAAAGCAUGUUACAAAGUCCUGAAAGUCUUACGAGAUGAUGUGUCUAUGAGGCUGGGAUUGAGAGACUCCUUAGUACCAUCGUACAUGUUUAAGACUGUCCUUCUGUCCCAGUUGUUUACCAAAGAUGGCCAUGCCUGGGAGAAGGAGUUUCGAUCUCAAACGAUCAUCGAUGUUUUAGAGUUCAUUUUGCAAGGAAUAAAGCAAGAAAACCUUCGAAAUUUCUUCAUGCCCUCAUCUCUGCUACUAUCCAAGGCACAUGAUAACGAAUUGCGGAGAUGUCUCUUAGAAGACAUUCUGAACGAAGUGAAGGGUUCCAAAUUGGCCCACUCACCGAUGGACGUUGAAGAGAAAAAACAACAGGUGAAGAUUUUGCAACUAAUUGAGCUGUUGGAGUACAUAUUUUCUUGCCUUAAAGGUGGAAAGAAUCCAAUUAAUGUUUGGAAAAUGAUGUUUGCCAAUAUUAGCAGCGUUCCUGGAUCUCGCACCUCUUCAGAAAAAUUCGACGUCAGUUGGAUCGAUAUUCUUGACGUGACCGUCAAAGAACUUUGCCCAGACGCCUACAAGAAUUUAAAGAAGAUAUCGGACAUUUUGAAAGACUUAGUACCGCGUUUCCUUAACAGUCUUCAAGGUGAGGAGGAAAGGCAAUUGGCUCAAAAGUACUAUUUCUUUCUCUUAGAGAAAAGGAAGAAAUUCGAAGCUAAGCAGCCACACCAGUCUAAAGAGGAAGUCCGACAGAUAGGCAUUUGUGAAUUUGUGAGCGACUGGAUUUUAGUACACAUUGUUAAAAAAUACUUGGAGGAAGAUAAUACGACUUUGUCAAAUACACCCAAAAUACUUCCUCCUGAAUUCUGUCUGCCAGAAGACAGUCAUUUUCGUGCAAUUGCAGACAUAACCAUGGAAAAAGGCAGCAAGGAAGGCCUGGCUCUCUUCGAGAAAGUUCUCAACAAGUACCUAUCAGGGAUUCCCCGCGAAAUCGUAAUGAUCUUCUUUGUUUAUUUUAUCAAGGAAACGUUCUUACAUGCAAAGGAAGCACUGAAACUCAAACUUGAUCACAUCACUAUUCCAGAGCUAGAUUUGGACUGAGCUGAUGUUAUUAAAAUAUCUCUUCCCUCGGCAAGGGACAAGGUAGUGCUGAAGAAAAAUCCGUGUGUUCUAAUUGCUUCUUACUUGGUCCGUAUUUUUCCAUACGGGCCGUUUCCACAGAAACGGUCAUAAGCCGUGUGCGGUUAGUCUGCCUAUUACACUCUAUAUAUUUACGCAAAUUUAUAAUCUUUUAAUCGUAAUUUUCUAAAUUACGGCCCAAAUAUUUCCAAACAAUUUACUGAAUUUAGGUAAUUCGGCUACCUAUGACUUCUGCCUAGCAAUGGCUGAUAUGGACAAGCUUGAGCAAAGACGUACCCUGCAAUCGCUUAUCUUAUUUUUUAAAUGUUUUAAACUAGAUGGCCCAAAUUAUAUUUCCUUAUUUUUUACACCUCGGCUAACUAAAUACAAUCUACGAGACAGUGGAUUAAAUGUUGUGCAGCCUCCAUAUAACAGUCUUGUCAUGCACAACUCUUAUUUAAACAUGAUUGCCCACAUAUGGAAUCAAUUACCAACUGUAACCAAAUCCUCGAGCACUUUAGCGCAAUUUCGUGCUCGCCUUAUUAAAUAAUGUCAAUUUCACAGGGUGCCAAUGUAUGAACUGUAUAUAACUUUAUCUAUUUUUACAUUUUUACAUACUCUUGGGCUAGUUUAUAUACAUAUAUUAUUAUACUGAUAUAAUUAUAUUUUUUUAAUAUUUUAAUCAGUUAAUAACGAUUAUUCCGUUUUAAACUAUUUUAAUGCAUGUUCUUAGGGUUUUUUUAGUGUAAAAAAAAACAGUCUUUUAUCAAAGAAUUUUAAAAGGUUUUAAUGCUACAAAAAUCCAAAAAGAAUUAUAAACAUAUAAUUAUUAUAUGAAUUAUAUGUAUUAUUAUAUAUUAUUAUAUGAAUUAUAUGUAAAUUCACUUUUUAUCCUGUUUUGUAUUUUUUAGUUUGUCGAGCGUUUUUAACAUGAGCCUCUGGCUCGGAAGAUUGUGUAAACACUUCCCACGUGUUUGACAUUAAAUAAAGCAUUCAUUCAUUCAUUCAAUUUACAGUGCUUUGUCUCACUACAUCUGUCUUGAAGUAAUUGUCGUUAGGCUAUACGCAAGCAUUUCUCCCUCCAGACGUGAGGAUGCAACAAAAUUGCUGCAGUCGUAGAUAAAUUGUAGUAUGUUUUUAGAAAAUGAGCGCUUUUAAUGGCCUUUUUUGAAGGUUUACGACUGUUCAUCUGUUGUCACGACACACUGCAUCAUGUACUAGGCUGACCACACGUUUGUUUGUUUGUGGUCAUUAGACUUUUGAUUUUGUUUUCUGCUUGAUAAAGGGAGGAGGAUCCAGCAAAUCUGGAAAGAGUUUAAAGGGUGUGCCUCAAAAAAGAACAUUUUUGCUUCCCCAGAAUCAAUGCUCAUUAGGAAAGGGUUAAGCCUCUGAGUUAGAGGACAGUGCUGCGACUUGUCAUAGAUAUCCCGGUUCACUGAGACCUUUGAAAUUUCAAUAUUUACAACUUUUGUAUCUAAGGACUGUAUAUACCGUAUUUAUUCGAUUAAUUAACCGCCUUGGGCGCUUAUUAAAUUUUUGGACCUUGACAGUGGGCGCUUAUUCGCGGUGGACGCUUAUUAAAUUUUCACCAUUUUCAGCAAGUGUAGUAUGUUUAUUUUGCAACAAAACAAUAACUGGUAAUAAAAAAUGCGAAUGUGGAACAAGGCAAGGUUUCUGUACAAUACUCUGAAGAAAACUCCUUCUUCGGGAAAGUCUCUUAUUAGUACUUAUUCAAUUUUUUUAAGGGGGGGUGGGAGGGGGAAGGGGGCUGAGGUGGGGGUGGGCGCUUAUUUGAAGGGGAUUAGGUGGGGGUGGGCGCUUAUUAACUUUUUCUGCCUAUAGGAUGGGCACUUAUUCGAGGUGGGGGCUAAUUCGAGGUUGGGCGCUUAUUCGAAUAAAUACGGUAUGCCACAUGAGGGGGCGGUGGGAUUUUCGGUUUUUCGGUUUUUCGGUUUUGGUGUCCGUUGCCGUUUCCGGGUUUUCAGCUUUUUAACAUCUGGUUUUCGGUUUUUGGCAAAAAAUACAAGCGGUUUUUCGGUUUCGGGUAAUUUUUUGAGCGGUUUAUCGGUUUUUCAUUGACCACAACCCCCCGGACAAAACCCUCCUCAUCUAUAAUACGUCAAACAAAGAUGACGUGGCUUUCAGUGUCUUGAUUGUCUCAAGAAGAACAACGAUGGUGGAUUGUUCGGCGGAAAAAAGUUUUGAUCACGGCCACACAGUAAGAGGUCGGUGUACCAGAUUAAAAAAUAGAGAUCAUAAAUUUUCUGUUUAGUUUAAUUUUCGAACUAGAUCAGCGUGGAGCACAUCGUAAUUAGCUGCGGAUAAGAUGGGAUCAGCAUUAAAACCACCCACUUCUGGCGAAUAUUAAAAAAAAAUGUGAUACAUUCUUACUGAUUAACCGACGAUUAUUUUUGAAAAACGAAAGAAAAGUAGUCCAAAUAUCUGUACGAGUCUUAGAAGGGCUGGUAUAUCCAAAAGCGCAUCUUUUUCUGUUGAAAGCAAGCUAAAAUAAUAUUUUAGCAGGCGUCCUUUUUUUCUUCUUGUUCACCUGCCUGGUUUUUAUCCCAAAGUAAAUAGUUGAGUCGAUUAAAUCACCGGAUGAAUGAGCGCUCUUGGUUCGAGGACCCCGACUUGUGUGAGGGUUUUUUUGGGGGGCGUGUGGGGGGGGGGACGCGCCAUUUUGCGCGAAGCGCGAGACGAGUGAAGGGACCCCUCGCCUCGUCUUGCGCUUCGCACUCGUUUCGCGCCUCGCCUAAAAUACCACGUUCGCCUCGCUUGGCUCAUUAAACGGCUUGGCUCAUUCUAUACUGAAAUGUUUCAGCAAGCGUCACCACCAGCCAAAGCCGGUUCAGAAGUAUUAAGUGUAGAUUAGUUUCUAGUUUCAAGCUGCCCUUGUCGUUACUUUAGCGAGGCUUGGUCGAAGCCGCUGCUGGGCUGCGUAGGACGUUGAGUUCUCUUAAAACCUCUGGUACUCUGGCUAACUGCCCCAUAUUCGGCUCUGAAUCUUUUACUUCGAUUCAAGAGAAGGAAUUAAAAAAACCGGCUGUGUUUAUAACUCGUUAA